ACAUCAUCAUCGUCAAAUUAUAGGCCAAUAUGCACUUGGCGACUUGGCGUGUAUCAGUAUGUAUGACUCUUUCGCAAUCACACACCAAAAAAUAAAUAUAAAAAUCGAUUAAACUUACACAUAGAUGUGAUCACCAUUACUCCUCAUUUCACCCCUUUAUUUGUCGUCUCAUUUCUCUUCCUUCUUCCUUUGGUAAACCCCUCAAAUAAGCCUUCUACAGUAUUCAAUCCAAUAAAUUGAUCAUCUUGAUUGAGUUUUUAGUCAGUUGAUUAUAGAUUGAGUUACCAAUUUAUCUGUAUUUUAUCAAUCGUGGGUAAUUCAAGGUUCAAUUUUUCUGGGGUUCGAUUAAUUCAGGUGCAUUUGACCCAAUCAUCACUUGUUCUAUCAGUUUUUGAUCUGAUUUUGAGUUUAAUUUGAUGGGUUUUGAUUUAAUUUGGGGAUGAACUACUGUGUUUCUGAUUAAUUUUAGUUUCUGUGAGAAAUUGAUCAUCUGGGGUUGAAUUGAAUUGAAUUGGAUUGAGUUCUUCAGAUGGUAUAUCAAAAUUCUUCUGUUGAUCAAUCUAGUACGAUGACAGUUUCAAUGAGUCUUACUGAUACAUACAUGAAAUCAAAGCAAAGUAAUCAGCUUUCGAAGAAUCGAAAAAUACCCAAUUCAUCUAAUCAUCAGAUUUCUUCAAGUUGUUGUGAAUCUCGUUUUGCUGUUCUUGAUGUGAUUAUGUUGAUUUCUGCAAUUGGGGCAAUAGGGUUUUUGCUGUUUCCAUAUGUUAGUUUUACAUAUAUGAAAGUUGCUGAGAUUGGUGCUUUAGUUUGUUCAAUUCUGAAAGAUGAGAUAUAUGAGAAUCCUGUUAUUUAUGGGUCAUUGGCGCUUAGUAUGGUGUGCGUAGGAAUGGCUGCUUGGGGGAUUGUGAUGUGCACAACUCGAAAGUGUGGGAAUUCGGGUUGUCGUGGUCUUUGGAAGGCUGCUGAAUUUGACAUACAGCUUGAGACUGAGGAAUGUGUAAAGAGCUCGAAUACGAUGGCAAAGGAUGGUGUUAAGAGGGGUUUGUUUGAAUUGCCCCGUGAUCAUCAUCGCGAAUUGGAAACCGAGCUUAAGAAGAUUGCACCCCCAAAUGGAAGGGCUGUUCUUGUGUUUCGUGCUAGGUGUGGAUGUUCUGUUGGUAGGAUGGAAGUUCCCGGCCCGAGGAAGGCUCGAAAGAUCAAGAAAUAGAAUGUGUUUGUACUCUUUUGAUUUCAUGAAUAUACUCAAUAGAAAAGUUGAAUAGCACAGAAGUGUUUGUUUUUAAAUAAAGUUGAUGCUAAUAAGUUGUAAGAACUACAUACAUACAGUUGGUCAUGCUUACAGUGGUAAUAGAACUAUCUUUCGUAAUUUACUUUUAA
Molecule: messenger RNA, 1377 nt
Organism: Chenopodium quinoa (quinoa)
Lineage: Eukaryota; Viridiplantae; Streptophyta; Magnoliopsida; Caryophyllales; Amaranthaceae
Exons: 1
Coding region: 530-1207 (225 amino acids)
Source: RefSeq, a predicted model, not a curated record